Molecule: messenger RNA, 1941 nt
Organism: Synchytrium microbalum
Lineage: Eukaryota; Fungi; Chytridiomycota; Chytridiomycetes; Synchytriales; Synchytriaceae
Exons: 7
Coding region: 1-1941 (646 amino acids)
Molecular function (GO): protein binding
Source: RefSeq, a predicted model, not a curated record
AUGCAACGAGCAAGUUCAAUCCCAAUUCCUGCCACAAGACCAACGUCGAAGCCUUCAUCUGCAUCUGCAUCAAUAAAACCACCCUCUUCAUCUAUUAAAUCACCAUCGGCAUCUAUCAAAUCAUCACCACGAUCUAGUUCUAGCACUACAGCUCCGACACCGCGACCUUCGACCAACAGAUCAUCACUUCAUCACAAGAACAAUGCAUUCGGUGCAUCAUCCAGCAACAACAAUGUAUCAUCCGGAUCAUCGUCACUAAACAAGAUUAUACAACAAGGACGAGCUUCAGGUCGCAUAAACUUGUCGGGGCAAUCUCUGAUCGCAUGGCCUGACGCUCUCUUUGAUGAAUCUGUCGGAACUGCUCCAGUCACGAACGUAUCGCUUGAUCGUUCUGACAAUGAUGUGUCUUGGUGGGAGGUGUCUGAAUUGACUCGGUUGGUAAUAGCAGACAAUCAGAUAGCAAGUGUAGAUCCACGGAUAUCCCAAUUCGAAGCACUAGUUGCUUUCGACGCUCAUAACAAUCGGAUACAAGUCAUUCCCUUAGAAGUACAAUCUCUGAUCAACCUCACACACCUAAACCUAUCAACAAACGCACUGACCAGUCUCAUUGACGAACUCUUUGAUCUGCCAUUAGUUGAACUGAACGUCUCUGCAAACAAGCUCGUCGAGAUACCAGACUCUAUAUCUCGCGCUACUCGACUAUCAACACUGGACGUAUCAGACAAUCAGCUAAUCGGUGACUUAUGCAAUAUCUCCUCUUGUCUCAACUUGACGAAAGUGAAUGCUAGCAAGAAUGGAAUCACAAGGACCUGUAAUGUGGCAUGGGGCAGAUUGAGUAAAUUGAUUGAUUUGAAUCUGGAGAGUAAUUCGAUUGUUGCGCCACUGUUUGGUGAGAAUCCUGUUACCUUGCCGGCUUUGACGAGGCUUGAUGUUAAGUAUAACAAAUUGACACACCUCAACGACCCAGUAUCAACACCCGCUUUGACCGAUUUAUACAUUUCCUACAACCCAUGUAAAUCCAUCUCAACAACCAUAUUGUCAUCCUCAUCGAAACGGCUAGCGACUCUUGAAAUGCGUGAUUGUGCAUUCGCUGAAUUGCCAUCAAGUAUCAAAACACUGAAUGAAUUGACGAGACUCGAUGUUAGUAAUAAUAGUUUAACGGUAUUGACUCCUGAAUUGGGAAAUUUGAGUAAAUUGAAUGUCUUGUCGUUCGCUGGGAAUGUGAUUAAAUUGGGAAUACCUUCUGAUUCUGGGACUGUGAAGGUGUUGAAGUACCUACGAGACAAGAUUGCGCCAGCGGAACAAGAGUCAAGCAAGAGAAGCAAUGGUGCUUCCAUAAUACUAUCACCAACCUCGAAAAUAUUAGACCUCUCAAACAAGAAUUUGGAAGCACUCCCGGAACUACCCACAACUACUCCAACAGCAAUCGAAAAGCUAUACUUAGCUCAAAACAAACUCUCUGCCCUCGCCAUACCACCUCCAAUCUCAUCGCACCUAACAGAACUAGUCCUACACCAUAACUCGUUAACCGAAUUCCCGUCCGGUGACUAUCCCGGACUUCGAUUACUAGAUUUGAGCUAUAAUUCUAUUAGUGUCAUACCAUCAUUAGCACAAGGAUGCAGUUUCCCGAAAGUCGCAGAUUUGAAUCUGAAUGGGAAUCGCAUAACUAGGAUGCCUAAUGAGCGUGUGUUUCCUAGCCUGUCGACGUUACUAGUGUCGGGGAAUCAGUUACGGGAUGUCUCUGUUGUAUUUGUGCAAGGGUUGGUGCAUUUGGAUUUGAGUAACAACUCCAUCACACAAGUGCCUCCUGAAUUGGGAUUGAUUAGUACACUCAAGUCGCUGAAUCUGAAUGGGAAUCUGUUCAAAGUUCCAAGGCAGCAGAUAUUAGCUAAAGGGACUGAGGCCAUCCUGGAACAUUUACGUGGGAGGAUAGCACAGUGA